AGUUUUCUGAAAACCACACAGAGAACGAAUUCCUGAAUGGAAUUCCAGAGUCUGCUGCUGUGAAAAGCUUUCCCGAAGAAAGAAAGUCAUCAUUUUCCCCAAUGGGGAGGAAGGAUUAAAAUGAAUGUGCAGAUGAAAGUUUAAGUGAAAAAGUUUCCUACUUUUGAUCGUACUUCUUGCUGUUGCUGCUGGUGACUGGAUCUGAGUCCUGGGGAAAAAAGGCAAACGACUUUUCCUCUGAAGUAAAUGUGUAUAUGUUAAUCAUUUUUCUAUUGCAAUUCCACCACCAGACGGUCGGUCGCUCUCCGGUGAAUCAGAAACAGCAAAACUGGGUGGAAAAUAAAAGUCCUGCCCAGAAACACUCCAGCUUCUGCUGGCAGCAGAACUCGGUGCAUUUUUAAUCAUCUGGGUAAACAUCAUAAAUAUAGACAGCGUUUUUCCCAACCCCCGCUGACUUGAGCCCAAAAGUGUCCUGGAAGGGUUCUCCGGAAGCAACUGUGAGCGAGAACACAACACCCACCAGUGCGGGAGUGCAAAACUAUAAAAGAAGAACCGUUUUGUGCUAAAGGGAUUAGAGCUUCGGGUUGGAAGUCCUUGUUCUGGUACGGGAGGAGCCAGCGCCACCCAAAGUCGCUGGAGCAACUCAUUAAAUAAGGAACGAGAACCACCUCACCAAUCAACAGAGAUUCAACUUCAUCAACUCAAAUCUACUACUCAGAUUGUCAUCUAGCCUUGGAAGAAAUGCCUCGUAAGCCGUUUCCAGCACAUACCAUCAGUUCCUGCCGGCUCCCGUGGCAUGAGUUAUGAACGCACUUCAAUCCUCUAUCCUCCAACAAAACGACACCAGAAGAAUCCACUGAACGCAGCAGCUUGGCAGGGACAAGCGCGAUGCGACGCCCGGAAAGCUUCAGCUGAGAAUCAGUGCCUCACACUUGAACGCGUUUAACGAGGAAAAUUUGCCCAGCUUCAAAAGCUCCUUCGACGACUCGCCGUCAAAACUGCCAAACAAUGAAAGUUUCUUGUAAAUUAUCGCAUUUCCUAAAUCUAUGCUUCAUUUUCGCGACGCUGGCGCCGCUGGAAGCUGUUGAGCAUCAUCAUCAACGUCCUGCUGCCCAAGCGAGAGAUAAAUCAGACCCGCCGCCGUUGGAACCGGUUAAUCAUCAUUUAGGGUCGAUGCUGGCAAACAGCGGCAGGGCGGCCAACUCGACGGAAGAGUCAUCGCCGGCAAGGGUUGCCAGCGGUCGAUCGAAAGUGAAUUUUAAUACAUUGUUCAAGAGUAAAAAGGAUGCUAACGAGGGCGGUUUUGGAGGAGUUGCUGAUGAGCAUCAACGGCGCCGUUCAGCUGAAGUGCUGCUGUUGACGUCGACGUCCCGGUCCUCGACGGUUGUUGGGGAGGAGGAGGAGGAGCAGGAUGAGGAAGACCCGGAGUACGACGAUUACGGCGGAACGCGAGGAGCUGCUGAUAAUUAUGACGAGGAAGACAAAAUCAUCAAUCCGGCGGCGUUGGACAAUUUUUUCGACAAGUUCACUCCGAAGGACAAAACGCCCUUCCGGAAGGGGAACAGUGACUACGAUGAAGAAGAAGAGGACGAAGACAGUGAUGAGGGGUUAGAGACGGAGGAAGAUUCGUAUGGUGAAGGGGAGGGGGACAUUCUACCCGUGGAUGGGGGAGCUUUUGAGAGUUUUGGGAAGCCAGAUGGAACGGAAGAUGGGACUGGGGGAGGUGGAGUGAACAAAGGGGAUAGUGCAUUGCCGUACUUUUUGGUGGAGCCCCAGAGUACGCACGUGAUACGGAACAAACCUGCGAUACUGAAGUGCAAGGCGGCAAAUGCGUUGCAGGUGCACUUCAAGUGUAGCGGAAGCAACAAACCGCCGCCCUCGGUGGAGGAAUCCCACGUGGACCCCCACAGUGGGGUGCACUUCCAGGAGGUGACGGCCACCGUCUCGCGGGACCUGGUGUACGAGUACUUUGGGAAGCCCCCGUUCAAGUGCGAGUGCCACGCGUGGUCCCCGCGAGGGAAAACCGUCAGCCAGCCGGCCUCGAUUGUGGUGGCAUACCUCAAAAAGAACUUUGGCAAUCCCCCGGCGGCCAAACUGCGCGUCGAGGCCGGCCAAAAGCUGGAAAUUAAAUGCAUCACCCCGAAGGGUUAUCCGAAGCCCCAAAUCACGUGGUUGAAAAACAAUUUCACCCUCACCGGCACCGGACCCGGCCAGCUGGCGUUCAACGGCGAAGGCAGCAUCCUGCUCGGCGCUGUAAAACUACAGGACAUCGGCAACUACACGUGCGUCGCGGAGAACAUCGCCGGCAAGCGGACGUCGGACCCGAUCGAACUAAUCGUUUACGUUAAUGGAGGCUGGAGCCAGUGGAGUGCCUGGUUGGAGUGUCGCUGCCCGGGCAAACCGGCCCAGGGACGGAAGCGGACGAGGACCUGCAGCGACCCGAUUCCGCUGUACGGAGGAGCACCAUGCGUUGGGCCGAACCAGCAGAAAACGGCCGAUUGUGUCACUUGUCCAGAAGACACACAAAUCAUCACUCCAAAUGGAUUCGAGGAUAAUAAUUUUGUCCGCCGCUGGUCGACCUGGUCCACGUGGAGUGACUGCACGGCCAAGUGCGUCCAGGUGCGUCGCCGAGUGUGUCGCACGCAGAGUCUCGAGUACUACGACAAGGCCCUGGUCAAGCACCACCAGCAGUUGGUGAUGGACGACGACCAGGACCCGGACCAAUCCAGUUUUGGGUGUCACGGCAAGGACACGCAGUCGAUCGUGUGCCGCGGCGGGGACUGCGAAAUCGAUGAUACAGCCUCCGACUGGAUCUUCUACCUCGGCCUCGGCUUCAUCGUAACGCUGUGCGUCACGUUCGUGGUGUUCCUGGUGCACAUUCGCCACCGUCAGAAGUUACCCUCGUACGGUAUGGGUCGAACCGCACCCGACCCGCAGCACACGUACACGCACGAGUUCCAGAAGAAACUGACCCACAACUCGACCGGAGGACACGCCACGCCGGACAUUAACAUCCGCGUCAACAACUACGAGUACUCGAACGGGAGCACGAUGGAGGCACCGAAGAUUCCGGGCCAAAACGUCCCACUGCUUUUGCCACGGUCGAUUUCGUCGGAACAUCACUACGACGAGCCUCAGUUUGCGUCCAGCUACUCGACGCCCAUCGACAGCAAAAACCACGAAAAGGUCACCACGACGUUGGCCAACGGAGGAGCCAACCCCGUCCCGGUGACAACGACUAAUCUGUACCAUCAACAGAAGCAUUACCAGCAGCUUCAGCAGCAGAUACAUCUGUACCAGCAGCAGAACCAGCAACCACAUCCGUCUCCGGUGGCCAGCCUGAAAGGACAUCAGCACCAUCUACAGCAGCAGCAGCAAGCGUUACUUCAGAGUCAGCUGUCGUCGCUGCAGAAAGCGAGCAGUCAGCAGUACAUGAGCACGGACUCGCUGGUGACGAAUAGUAAUACCAAUACGUCCAACUCCACGUACGCCGUCGCCACCACCGACUCGCUGGAAACGUCGAGCUCCACCGGAACCAUGCACAAGUCCAACUCGAUGCGCCAGGUCGUCACCAGCGACGGCGGCUGGCUCGAGCUGGACCACCUCCAGACGUCACUCUCGAUCCCGGAGGGUGCCCUGCCGGAGUCGCUCAAAAUCAACGUCUUUCUGGCGGUGAUGUACGACUCAAAGGACACCAUUCUGGUGGAGAACCAAAUCACCCACAUUAGUCCGACGGUGGUUUGUGGGCCCGCGAAGAGCAGCUUUUCGAAACCGUUGAUUUUGAAGGUGCCGCACUGCGCGGAGGACGUUGACAAUUGGAAGAUUUCGUUGUUCUACAAGGAGGAGGUGACGAACUGCUGGAAGAAGAUUGCGUCGUCGGAGAAUGACGUGCCGAGUCCGCAGGCUUACAUUCAGUUGGAUCUGAAGAAUGCCUACAUUAUGACACGGAAGUUGGGGAAGUACAUUUUGGGCGGGGAGAAUCUGUCGCCGGAAGUGAGUGUCAUGAAGCGGUUGAAGAUCUACAUGUUCGGACCGAGUCGGAAGCCGGAAACGGACUUCAACAUCCGGGUGUACAUCCUGGAGGACUACCCGAGUGCCCUCGAGCACUGCUCGAUAAUCGAAAGCCGGAUGGGCUACUUCAUGAUCGGCCAAAGCUCCCCGUUUCACUUCUUGAACAACAAGGAGAACAUGAUCCUCCGGAUCAACUGCUCCGGCGGGUGGACCUCGAAGCAGGACACCGCCCUCCAACGCAUUCCGUUCAACCACGUGUGGAAAAACAUGUCCAUCCUGCACUGCGAGUUCCAACUCCAGAAGCUAGUCAACGAACUGCCCUGCCUGCGGGUGGAACUCGCGGCCGAGCAGGAAAACGGCACCAAGGUCCUCAUCACGUCGGUGGCCUUCUCGUGAUAGCUCAUCCGCAGUGCGCUCGGGCAGUUGAUGACGAUCUGAGGAAAAAAAGUGGUAUUCAUCGUAGCCGGUUCGGAACUAGUGAUAUUAAAGGCAGACAUAAUUACUCAAACAAAAAAGCGAGAGCAGUUGAUUGUGUGUAAGCAAAGCAAGUACCGCGUAGAGAAAUAUUUAUUGAAUUAGCUGGUUAGAGAUGGGUUACGAAAAAAAAACGAAACGUGAAAAAAGUGUAUUAAUAAUUGAGGUAAGAAAAAAAGCGAACGAACGAAAGCAAAUUGUUUAACGAUAGUGUUGUAAUAAUCCAAAAUUGUUAAUUGAAAAAGAAGUGUGCGAAGCGAAAUAGCACCCAGUUGUAGUUUGUAGUGAAAUAAAACGAAAGCCAAAUAUUAAAAAGGGAAAAAAUGUAAAACGUUAAAAAACAGUCGAGAGAAUAAAAAUGUAGAUUUGAAAACAACAAAAAAGUUUGUAUUGUAGCCAUCGACUGAAGACUGAUCGUGAGGAACAAUAAAGAAUUCAUUGAAAAAGAAAUUCA
Messenger RNA from Culex pipiens pallens (northern house mosquito), 4939 nucleotides. RefSeq lists its product as uncharacterized. Bases 1009 to 4407 code for a protein of 1132 amino acids. Gene Ontology annotation, biological process: netrin-activated signaling pathway; motor neuron axon guidance. Gene Ontology annotation, cellular component: membrane. The record is from RefSeq and is a predicted model, not a curated record. Gene Ontology annotation, molecular function: netrin receptor activity. Lineage: Eukaryota; Metazoa; Arthropoda; Insecta; Diptera; Culicidae. The transcript has 11 exons.